AUGUCUGCCCCCUCCCAAGUCCCUUUCUCUGCGCCCGAGCGCCUCGUCGACCCCGUGUUCCUUCGCCUGCAAGCAGUGGCCCGCGACCUCGACCAACUCCAGGCUGGGGUUGCGGAGGCCGUCACAUUCCAGCCGGUCCUAGUGGUUCCGCUGACCCCAAACGUCGCGGCUCUGUGGCUGCGCUGGGCACGCAACCUGCUCAGCGCCUUCUGGACUUUUGAGGUUAACAUGACCCUCGGUACGUGUAACGGCUACCCGUCGACUGCCCUUGGGCGUGAUCUGCGCCAGUCGGUAUUCGACACCGUGUACGUCCUGCGGCGCCUCUCCGAGACGGAGAACUUCGGCUGGGCAGCGCGCGACCUGCUUGACCCGUCCCGGUAUGGAGCCUAUGCCACCGACCACCCCUCCGCCUGGGCCGUAGGCCACACCCUCAUCCCCCUUCUCCGUUCGAUCCGCCUCCCCGCCGACCCGGAUGCUCCUCCCGUCGAACUCCCCUACGGUAUUCGGGCUGAGUACGCGUUCGGAGUCUGGGACGAUGCUGAGGAUCCCGACGCGGCUGAACCCGAGGAGGCGCAAGAUCCUCCUCGCGCCGCUGGCUCCUCCCCUGCCCGCAUAGUCGAGGAUGAUCCUCCGCGCCCAGCAUCCGCGGUAUCGUACUUCGACGGAGACGUCGAGAUGCGCGCCGUCUCACCCGGUGUUGGAGACGUCCCCCUCCGGCUGGACUCUCCUGAGGAAGCGGAGGGCGCUGAACCUCGCGCCAUCAGUCCACCAGUCCUCGAUCCUCCCCCCGCUGCGGCCGCGCCCGCUGUCCUCGCACGCCCGCUCCCGUCCUCCAGCUCUCGUCCCCGUUCCCCGUCCCCGCCUGUCGUCCGGAUGCGCAGUCCGUCCCCUCCGACACCGUCCCGUUCCUUCGCUGUCGAGCGAUGGGGCGAGCCCACGUUGCUCCGCCAGCACCCCGCCGCGCGCCGCGUUACUCGCACUAUCGAGCAAGAUCGCGCCGCGUUUGGUUCGUUCGCCCAGCUCAUCGAGCAGCGUGGCGGUGAGCACCCCUCUGCGCCUCCUCCUCCCCCUCGCCGCGACUCCCAGUCCCCGUCCUACAUCCCUCUGGGGCGAAACCUCCGGCUCAUUGGUCCCCGCCCGCCCACUACUGAACCUCCGGCUCCUCCUCCCCCUCCAUCUGCUCCUCCGUCCUCAGCCUCGACUGUGCGCCGUCGCGGUCCGCCAGCUCGGCUAUCCGCUAGUGGGGAACGAAUCUCCACCGCCCGCCUGGCGCCGUCCUCUACGCCCAAACCCGAGCCUAUCGAUCCGGCGCCACCCGUCCCCUCCAGUGACACGGGUAAGAAGCGGUCCCGGUACGCCCUGUUCGUCUGGUCCCCCAUCCGUCCCUGUGGUCCGUGCGCCAAGGUGGCUGGAACAGUGUGCCGUCACGACGGUCACAUUGGACACUCGUGCGCACGCUGUACGCACGAGCACUACAAGUGCGACUUGAACAAGUGCAGUCCUGGGCAGAUGCCCCUGAAGUACAUCGGCCCUCACCGCACCCAGACAAAGGCAGACGCGAAAAGGUGCAACCACCAGUUCUUCCCCUCCGAGCGCAUUGAAGGACCGCGCCCCACCGACCUCCUCGCCCAAUUCCCCGACGUCUCGGCCUCCGCGAUGAGCGGUCGCGCUGCCACCUCGUCCGCUCCGCCGACACAGGCGUCCACGAGCGCUGCUCCGCCCCCGCCUCCCGCCCCAUCGUCGGCACCCCCGCCUCCCGCUCCUGCUCCGCCACAGCCUCCGCGCGCAACACAGUCCGCGCCUCUGUUCGACCCGUCACCAUCGCCGUCCCCACCCCCCGCCGGUCGUCCAAGUAUCGCGACCCGGGCUCGGGCUCUCCAGGCGCAGGCAGAAGAGGCCAGGGCCCGUGUCGACCAGGCUCACCCCCGUCGCAACCCUCCUCGAACCUCAGUGGCAGCAGCACCCUCCCCAGCCACGCGUCGUUCCACGACUCGACGCCGUCAGGCUUCUCCACCUCGCAUCGACGUCGAAUCGGAGGACUCGGACGACGGCUCUGUUUACGAGGGCACCACGGCCGAGGAGGACGACGAACUCGAAGAUGAAGUGUAG
Molecule: messenger RNA, 2109 nt
Organism: Rhodofomes roseus
Lineage: Eukaryota; Fungi; Basidiomycota; Agaricomycetes; Polyporales; Fomitopsidaceae
Exons: 3
Coding region: 1-2109 (702 amino acids)
Source: RefSeq, a predicted model, not a curated record